AUGGAUGGUCAAGAGAGUAGCGAUGCUGUUUACAAAAAGGUAGCAAAUAGUGUCGAGGAUCUAACGACUGUAACGAACAAAAGGCGAGGUGAGUACUUCCGGUUUAACAUAGAAUUCCGUAGCCAGCAGCCCCGUUUGGACGACUCAAGCAAGAUACCUGAAAUGAAGGCCCUCGCACAAGGAGAAGUGGCGCUUCAACUAAGCCAGCUAGAUCAGCUUGCACACUGCCUCAUCGCGGAGUUCUUCGUGUUUGAGCUAGAAGCCAAUUCUCCUGCAUUUAACGCCUUGCUAAGACGAUUGACGGGAUUGUCGGCGGCAUUUCUCCUUCGAGGUCGCAUGCUCCCAGGCUCCGUCCAAGACCGAUCAUCUCUUGCAAGAGAUGGAAACUUUAGGAAGAGGGUGUGUUUUGACGUCAAUAGCAAAGAAGAUUUAGUUUCGCUACAACUUCAGGAAAGAGGCUCUGAACCUUAUCACAUCAGUGGUUCUCCAUUCGCAGUUAACUGGUUGAUAGAAGCACAGGGAUUGGGACUGCCUUUUGAGAGGUAA
This is a messenger RNA of Pseudogymnoascus destructans, 546 nucleotides long. RefSeq lists its product as uncharacterized. The coding region runs from base 1 to 546 and encodes 181 amino acids. The transcript is spliced from 3 exons. The record is from RefSeq and is a predicted model, not a curated record. Lineage: Eukaryota; Fungi; Ascomycota; Leotiomycetes; Thelebolales; Thelebolaceae.